AUGUGGAACAAGAUCUUUAAAUCAAAGUCGCAGAAGCCUCAGCCACUGGCCAAAAUCAAUAAGCGGCACAGUAGGGGCAUCUACGAGGAGUACCAGCAACUCAACGAUUGCUGCAUUAACGUAUUUGAACAGCAGCCGCUGAAGAGUUCUUUCAACUCAUUGCAGCUUAUUGAGGCGCAACAAUCACUGCCGCAACAGCAACAGCAGCAUCAGCAGCAACAGCUGUCCACAUUUUCGCGCGUCCGCAAUACGUUUUCCCUCAAACGCAACAGCAACGGCAGCAGCAGCAGCAGCAAUAAAGGCAAGAAAAAUCUGCCCAAUGCCAAGUCAACCACAUUCAACACGGAGGCCGAGUUGGAAGCGCCCGAAUGCGGGCAGGAGGAGGAGCCCUCUUCGCCGCCGCUCACCCGAGGACUGCCGCUGCCCGUGCCCGAGAUAGUGGCCAUCAACCCCAGCGAUCUGACGCCCUGUCCGUGCUGCAGCCGCACCUUCAACUUGAAUGCCCUGCGCAAGCAUGUCGUCGUCUGCGAGAAGAUCUCAAAGAAGCGCAAUACCUUUGAUUCCUCGCGCCAGCACCGCGAGGGCACAGCACUUUCCACGUAUGUCCUUCCCAAAAACUUUGGCCUGCCCAAUGCUGAGAAGGUGUCUGGAGUUCACACCCCCACCGCUGGGAGUCGGGAUCCCGUAGGCACGGGAUCCACAAUACCAACAGACAGUGUGGGCUCUCCUCUGCCCAUUCGUCGCAACUCCCAAACCGAGCUGGUUCGCUCUACGGCCCGAGCUUCCGUGCGUAGAGCAGGGGGCACAGCAACAGGAACAGGAGGUGCUGCAACAUCGCCCGCAGGCGACCCAAACCAUGUACCAGCCUGCGAUCGCUCGCUGGCCAAGCGCAUCAAGGGUGUGGCCUCCGAGCACUGUCCCCACUGCGAGCGGAACUUCAACGUGAAGGCCUUCGACCGGCAUGUGGAGUGGUGCAAGGAGAAGGCGAUUCAGGCCACCAUGAAGCUGACCAACACCCAGGAGACGUCGAAAGCAAAGGAACGGCUGGACGCCAGGAAGCAUACAGGCCGCCCAAUCUCAAGACGAAGCGCUCGAUCAACCGGAACAAGUACUCCGGAAACCACGAGGAUCUGCUGGACGCCGGCGACAUGACGGCCCCCAAGCAGAGCCUGAUGUCGCUCCAAUCUGCCAAUCAAUCGAGCCAUCGCUCAACUCCUUCUCUCUCUCUCUCUUUCUCUUUUUCUCUUCUGGAUGCUGUUGCAUAUUCAGAGUGUGGGCUCUCCUCUGCCCAUUCGUCGCAACUCCCAAACCGAGCUGGUUCGCUCUACGGCCCGAGCUUCCGUGCGUAGAGCAGGGGGCACAGCAACAGGAACAGGAGGUGCUGCAACAUCGCCCGCAGGCGACCCAAACCAUGUACCAGCCUGCGAUCGCUCGCUGGCCAAGCGCAUC
This is a messenger RNA of Drosophila miranda, 1449 nucleotides long. RefSeq names its product zinc finger C2HC domain-containing protein 1A-like. The coding region runs from base 1 to 1152 and encodes 383 amino acids. Lineage: Eukaryota; Metazoa; Arthropoda; Insecta; Diptera; Drosophilidae. The transcript is spliced from 5 exons. The record is from RefSeq and is a predicted model, not a curated record.